This is a messenger RNA of Danaus plexippus (monarch butterfly), 3256 nucleotides long. Its product is annotated as TBC domain-containing protein kinase-like protein. The transcript has 13 exons. Lineage: Eukaryota; Metazoa; Arthropoda; Insecta; Lepidoptera; Nymphalidae. The record is from RefSeq and is a predicted model, not a curated record. Gene Ontology annotation, biological process: protein phosphorylation; activation of GTPase activity. Gene Ontology annotation, molecular function: protein kinase activity; GTPase activator activity; ATP binding. The coding region runs from base 252 to 2654 and encodes 800 amino acids.
UCAACUUUGAUUACUAUUUACUAUUUAGUAUUUUCUUUGAUUUAGACAUCUCAGCUGUUUCCAUUCUUAUUAAUUAAUUUAAAAACAAAAAUUUCAUAAUUAUACGUAAUUAAUUUGCUCGUGGAUUUUAUAUUAUGACAAUAUUUAAACAUAUAUAAUUUUGUAAUAAUAUUAUUAGUUUUACUGUCCUAAAGAAGGGUGAGGAAAUUGUUUGUGAUUUCUGUGUAUCUUACAAACGGUAAUAAAAAAAUAUGGAGGAUGAUUAUAAAUUUGCGGCUAGUACAUUUUUCGCCAAGAACCAUCCCGGUGAAACUUGUGGAAGCAACGGAUUACCAUUGACGCCCAGUUCGAUAACUAUUUUGGGGCGUUCUCAACGCCUCCUCCAAAUUGAACAUCCAAAUCUGUGCACUUAUCUGGAUAUUAUUAGGGGGAAACAUGAAAGAAUUAUAGUAGUUGCAGAAGUGAUUGGCAAGGCUCUUGCAGAUUAUACUACAAAAUUUUCCUAUGAAGAAAUUAUUAAUAUUGCUACUCAAAUAGCUUGUGGCAUGAAAUUGCUUCAUGAUGGAGACAUAAUACAUAGAACUCUGAGUGAUGAUAAUAUUCUUCUUGAUAGUAAUGGUAGAGUCAAAUUGUUCCAUUACGGAAUGUUUUAUAUGACCAAUGAGGGAAAAGAAGUACCUUUUCCUCUUGGCCUGCCGCGGUAUUUCAGCCCAGAAGCUAUCAUUGGCGGAGGCGGGCCUUCAGCAGACGUUUGGGCAUUUGGUAUAAUAAUUCUAGAGCUGUUUAUUGGAAAAUUAUGGAAUAAUUUGAAACCCAGUCCAACAUUAAGAAGAAUUCUCACUUUGGUUCAUAGUAACAACCCCGCUGAGAGAAUUGCAAGAGAACAUUAUGCUCUAGAUGCAUACAAGGAAAUACCAGAAAAUAUAAGGGGCAUAAUAGAGAAAUGUCUCAGAAUAUAUCCAUCGGAAAGAGCCACAUUUAAAGAUUUACAUUCGGAACUAUCCAUCAUGAACACACGGACACCGUCUGAAAUUAAACCCGUUAGAGGUUUGAUGGGUUGCAAGUUGCAAUAUCUUUACCACUGGUGGCAAUUGGCUGGUGGGGAUAUUCAGGCGGAGUUGAAGAAAAAUGGACUCAUUAAAAACAGUCCACCUAUAUUGUCUAUGCCCAUCGCCAUUCUGUUAGAUGGUCCCACAAUAGGCGGUAAGACUGGGGCGUUGUUCGACCGGCGCAUCGCUAAAUAUAGCUUGGAUUUAUUGAAAAAUCGCCUCAGUCAUAUACCACCAAGCGAUUUUUAUCCACUGAUGCACGAAAGGAGGCGAGAUUACGAGGCUAUGGCUUUGCCAAAGAUUAUAAGGGAACGGGAUACUGAAUAUCAGUUCUACAGACUGCUGUGGUUCCAGAGGCUACUGCAUGGUUAUCCGUACACGGCACAAUGUAUAAGGUCGGAAGCAGAAAUCGAUAUCCCCCCUCUUGUAAGGGGGGAUGUAUGGGCCGCCUUGUUAGGAGUUUUAGGAGAUAUAGAAACACACUAUGAAAGAAUAGACAAGGAAACACCCACACACACAGACAGACAGAUCGAUGUGGAUAUACCCCGGUGUCACCAGUACUGCUGGCUGUUGUGCGGCGCUGAAGGACACAAGAAACUCAAGAGACUACUGAAGGCUUGGUUACUGACAAACCCACAGUACGUUUACUGGCAGGGCCUGGACUCACUGACGGCACCGUUCCUAUAUCUGAACUUCUGCAAUGAAGCUCGAGCGUUCGCGUGUCUGACAGCGUUCGUGCCAAAGUUCCUCCACAAGUUCUUCCUCAAAGACAACAGCGCUGUGAUAAAGGAGUACUUGGCGAAGUUCUGGCAAAUGGCCGCCUUCCACGAGCCGCAGCUCGCGACGCACCUGCACGACAUCAACUUCGUUCCAGAACUGUUCGCCAUACCCUGGUUCCUGACUAUGUUCUCGCACGUAUUCCCAUUGCACAAGAUCGUCCACCUCUGGGACGCACUCCUGGUGGAGGGUCCGUCCCUGCCCCUGUUCAUGGGCACCGCCAUACUCCGCCAGCUACGCGAUACGCUGCUGGACUCCGGCUUCAAUGAAUGUAUCCUCCUGUUCUCGGAUCUGCCGGAAAUUGAUAUAGGAGAAUGCGUUAAGGAAUCAAUAGACAUGUGUCGCAGCACGCCGAAGAGCCUCAGCUAUAGAAGAUUUACAAACGAACCCGAAAUAAAAGAUCCCAUGGAUAAGGUUGAAAUUCCAAUGGAGACACUUCUAAACGAAGUCUGCCCACGGAUAAGCCUGUCCGAUUUCUUCUCUCUGAUAUGUCAAGACAAGUGCUGUGUGGUUGACAUAAGAUCCAAUUUACUCUAUGAGAAAAGCUGCAUAGAAGGCAGCAUAAACAUUCCAUACAGCGGAGUACACCUCGGACAACAUGAGCUUAAGUCGUUGGGGCCUCAAUCGUACAAGGUGCUGGUAGAAGCUGUAAGAAUGAACAAGAUCAUAGUAGUUGCCUCCGCUGAAGACGGAACAGCACAACUGUUCAGUUCGUACCUGGUGAAGUGUAUGGUGGCCAGGGUCUGUGUUCUUCAAGGUGGUGUUGCAGCGCUUCACACUCACGUGCCAUCACUCUUCAUAACACAGAGGAAGACGGCUAUCAAAUAAUACUCAAUCAUUAUAAUAUGUAAUUGGUGUUAUACAUUGUACUGUUUACAAAAUUUAUCUUGUUUCGUUGGCGUUUGUUAACCACUCAAUUAAUUACAAUAAAUCAAUUUAUUGCUAUUAUAAAUAUUGAGUUUUAGUUACUGGCUGUAUAUAUUAAAUUAUUUUCUUUAUACAUUGAACAAAUUUUAAUAUAAAUGACUAAUAAUGAAUUUUGAAUAAUAUUGUACGCGAGAUAAUUUAAGAUAAUUAAAUUUAAAGAUAAUUUUGUUUAUUUUUAUUUAUUUUUUUAAUUUAAAGAUAAUUUUGUUUAUUUUAUGCAUUAGAAUAUGAUCUCUUUAUAUGAAAUAUUUUGUUAUUUAUAUAAAUUUGUCUCUGUUGUUUACAUUUUUGUAUUACAGAGGUUAAGUUUAAUACAAUAGAUUUGAUGCCGUGGUAAUAUCUCGAAGAAUAAUUUGUUAUUAUUAAAAUAUUUAUAAUAUUUUAUUUAAAGUUAUUUUAAAACGACACGAAUUGAAAUUCAUGUUAUAUAAAGAAUUAUCAAAGAUAAGAAAAAUCAUGUUACAUUUAUAAUUGUCUCUGUAAAUAUAUAUAAAUAAAAUGUA